UUUCCUGCCGUGGUGUCUGUGUGGAGCCCCACACACUCCCGCUCCACAACGACGACGGCUCUCGCCUGCCUCCUCCAGUGCUUCUUCUGUCAGCGAGUCCAGCGGAGCUGCAGCUCCUCCGGCGCCGGCCCGGACCCCCCCAGCGAGGAGCCCCGCCCCUCUGACAUGGUGAAGAUGACCAAGUCCAAGACCUUCCAGGCUUACCUGCCCAGCUGCCACCGCACCUACAGCUGCAUCCACUGCCGGGCGCACCUGGCCAACCACGACGAGCUCAUCUCAAAGUCAUUUCAAGGCAGUCAAGGAAGAGCCUACCUGUUUAAUUCUGUUUCUUCAUGUUCUUCUUGUUCUUCUUUUUGUAGUUCUUCUUCUUCUUGUUCUUCUUUUUCAUGUUCUUCUUGUUGUUCUUUUUCUUGUUCUUCUUUUUGUUCUUGUUCAUCUUUUUUCUUCUUGUUCUUGUUCAUCAUCCUGUUCUUCUUCUUGUUCUUCUUCUUGCUCUUGUUAUUCUUCUUCUUUUUGUUCUUGUUCUUGUACUUCUUGUUCUGCUUCUGCUUCUUGUUCUGCUUGUUGUUGUUGUUCAUCUUUUUCUUGUUGUGUCUUCUGCUGCUCUCCGUGACCUUGUCUCCAUUUCCUGUCUCCACCUGCAGAGUAAAUGUGGGCUGCGGGCCGGCCGAGGAGCGGGUUCUCCUCACAGGUUUACAUGCCGUGGCUGAUAUCUACUGUGAAAACUGUAAAACCACGCUGGGCUGGAAAUAUGAACACGCGUUCGAGAGCAGUCAAAAGUACAAAGAGGGAAAGUUUAUCAUCGAGCUGGCUCACAUGAUCAAGGACAACGGAUGGGAGUGACGCUCCUCUUUCUCUUUUCCCGACCUUGGAAUGCUCUUUAUUGAACUGCAUGGAGCGACAGCCCCCCCCCCCCCCUCCACCAAAACCUCCACUCUCUCGCCCCCUUCACGUGCACACCCGCCCGUCGUGAAAUGGAACAGCUAAAAAUGACACGAAAGAAGAAGAAGGAAACAAAACAAAAAACUACGACGAGGAAGCGGAAUUUCACGUUACAGGAGUCGUGUCGUUGCCGUAGAGAUUGUGUGUUCUCCUUUGUGGUGCCGGAGCUUUUUGGGGUUUGACCCCCACUCACUCUCACCCCCCACCGGACCAUGAUAGCAAGUGAUUGUGGUGACACGGUAACCACUAUAAGGAGAGACUUCACCAACGGGGACAUUUCUUUAUUUCGCCCACCCGGCGAGACAGAUGAAGGACUAUUUGUUUUAUGUUAUUUGCUUUAGUUUCAACUUCUGGGUUCGGUAAGGUUUUGUUUCGAUGGCAGAUGGAUGUUACUGGUUAGCAUUUUCUUCACCCUGUCAAGUCUUUAUCGCGUCGUGGUGGUGGUUGUUGUUAUUGUUGUUGUUGUUGUAUCUCUGCCGAUAGCUGAGCAUGCUUUUCUUUGCUAAUGUCCAAAUAAGCAAUCAGGGACGAGUGAGGAGGGGAAAGGGAGUUUUUAUUGUAGUUACAAAUAUGUAGCAGCGUCAUGCUUUUUAAAAAGAAAAACAAAAAAAGUGGCAACGGAUGGGAUGGUCGUAGUGUAGGAUUUUAUUCCUGAUAUAUCUGUUUUAUCUUUUCUAUCUUGUGAAUUUUCUUCAUUUACCCCCUUUUUUAGCACCCAAAAAGCAUUGAAAGCAGAACCUACCAUGUGUUGGACAUAAAUGGAUAUACAUAUAUAUAUAUAAUUACUAUAUAGAUAUAUAAAUACUUGUAGUAUUUGACUAAGUGCGAUUGUGGCUGGUCCCAUUGUGCAGCAAGUGGGAAAAAAGGAUCUGAAAAGGAGUACAACUAGCUUCUAGACUGGGGAGCCGGACAUGUGGCAAUAUAUAUACACACACAUACUUCAAUUGUAUAUCCAUAAAUACGAUUGAAAAUGUUCGUAGUACGUAGUUAUUGAAACAUGGAUUCUAAAUAUAUAUAUUUGCCGUCAUGCACAUGUGCACAUAUACAGAUGAUGUGUUUAUACACAUUGUGUGUAGUGACUGUACUUCCCAGAGGCCUUUGGUUCAUCUCAGUUUAGAGGCAAAAACACUUAGUUCGCUCUCGUCCGUCUCUCUUGUACAAAGGGUUUUCUUUAAACGGCCUUCUCACAGACGAACGACAGAUUGUUGGAGACGAAAGGAAAAAGUUUGACCGACGCCGGUUCGAGGAUCUACGUCGUUUUUUUCCGUUAAGACCAAAGUCAAAUUCUUCUCGAUUUAAAAUUAUAUAUCGACGACUUUUGAUUUUUCUCGAGAAAAGUUUCCGAUGAGUCUUUGCUGCUAGCGUAGAAACCCGACAUUUCCUUAUUCGCUCCCGUAAGUCUUUUUGCACUUUAUAUACUUGCUUUUCUCCAUCCCUCCUUCUCUCUCACUCUUUCUUCCUCUCUCUCCCUCUCCCUCUCUCCCCCCCCCCUCUCUCUCUCUCUCUCUCAGAUUUGCCUCUAAGCCGUUUGAAUCUUGUGCCUCUUCAAAACAUCCUCCCAUCAUAUUUUCUGUUGUGCAGUGCAUAACUGUAAAAAAACAAAAAAAAACAGCUAUUGUGUGAACCGAUGUGUCUUCCCAACCCCCCCCCCCCCCCCCCCCCUCCUGCCGCUCUUCCCUUUUUUUCGUUUUAUCUUAUUUCUUUUUUAGCACAACAUACUUGCUUGUAUUUUCUACAUUGUAAGAUUUAGAGGUGCAAAAAGAGAGGAGGAGGAGGUUUGGAACGUAGGGGAAGAAAACAAAUGGCAGCGGGUGGAGGCGGGGCAACGUGGGGAUUGGAGAGAUUUAAAAAAAUCAGCAGUGAUUGAUGACUUUGCCGGCGAGGUCAGUCAGAUCACACAAACAUUUAUCCUAAAAAAAACGAUGACAAUGCAAACCAACCCUUGAUAGUUAAGCGGUGAUACCUACUUGAAAAUAUAAAGACAUAAACAGCUGAGAUAUUGGCCCCGUGUUACAGUUUUUUUUUACAUAAAGUAACAUAUUUAAGGUUUUUAUACGUAUUUCUACUGGGUUAGUUCUUUUACUUCCCUGACUUGAAGCACUUUUGUUCACUGUACCUCUGGCUGUGUGUGCGUAUGUGCGUGUGUGUGUAUUAGCCCACAUGCAUACUUGCACACAAAAGUGAAUGUUUAGUUUAUUUUCCUCAGACAGUUUAUUUCUCUUUUUUCUUUUUCCUCUUUUUUCUUUUCUUUUUUUUGGAAGUGUUUUUAUUUUAUCCUGUUUUUUCUUUUUUUUCUUUCUCUCACAGCUGUUUGGUUUCUCUUCGUUUGGAAGUGAUUUAUCCCCAAUUUUGUUUUAUUUUUUCUGCUGGGCUUGUUUAUUUAGCUCACGUGGUGAGAGCCCGUCCGCGUGGACAUCGAGGGGGAGCUGGACUCUCCCUCCAUGUGUGGAGGGGACUCUCAGGUGAGGAGCAGCACCACCCGGCAGCCAUGUUGGAGGUCCUUAGCUUUUUGGAAACGUUGGCUGUGAAUAUCUGAUUGUAUUUCUUGAGAACAAAUUAAUUUUUGUCCCGUUUGAAAAAAGAUUUUUCCUGAUUCAUUUGAUUUGUUGUUUUGAUAAUAUUAGCUCGUUAGCUAGCAGUCGCGAAAACCCCAGUUAUUGGUCUGCAUAACGAGGCCCGUUCUACUUUAAAUAUAUAAUGAAUGCAGCGCUGCGUCCCACAAUCCCCUGCACACACUUUACUUUAGUAGCUGAACGUCUUGGUAUUUAAAUGACACUUUCGACUUCUCACCUGGCUGCAGUGACGUAGAAGCGUCCACCAGGGGGGUGUCGGUACACCGUGACAUCACGGUGGGCGUGGCCACAGGUGCAACGGAGACUACAACCAUUAGUGAUAAGGUGGUGACACAACUCUUCGGCUGGCUGUUAACAUCACUCUUUAAUGAUAAAUUGUUUUUUCCCGUGAUCUCCGGUGCCAGUAAACAUAGCUACUUGUGGUGAACCGAGGGUACUGCGUGAUAUCCGCCGUUCAAACAGCCAUUUUUUCCUGGUGAUAAACUUGAAAACUACUGUGACUGAAACUAAAUUCUUCGCCACAAAAAACAAUCAGUCCAUUUGAGUAUCUGGAGCGGUCACAUGACCUUUAAAUGUGACAACUCGGCAACUCCAGAACACCGACUGGACCUUGUGGUGUGAAUUAUUAUUAUUUUGUUGUCGUUUUUUUUUUCCAGAUCGCCUGAAUUCCCCGUUGGUUUUUAUCUCCGUGAGGCCUUCGCUGUCUCUGAAGGACCACCUUUCAAGGUUUUUAUUUUUCUCGAAGGUUGCAGCUCUUGAAUUGGGAUGCUGCCUUUUAUCCGCCGGCAAAUCAGAGAUAAACUUUUACCAAACUUGUAGAGCAAAGAGAACGGCACUGGUGGAAACAUUCGAGAACUAAAUGAAUCCCAUCUGAGUGGAACGUAUUCACGUCUUUCUGACCUCUGUAGUCUCUCCGUCAUGCACACAGCCACUUCCUCCUAUAGGACCUCCAAGAUGGCGCCGGUAGCUUAAAGUAAAACCAACGAAAAAGCAGUCGCCAGUGUCACCGCCGGUGUGUAAACCAAAUAAGAACCAGGGGGGGGGGGGGGGGGGGGGGCAGGAGAACUCUUCUUUCCGUAAAAUUCUCUGAAUUUAACAGCGUCAAAGGAAAAAUUGUAGAUAUGUGCUGCUGAAAAAAACUUUACUUUUGACUGUUUUUGUUGUUAUUGUGACACUGGCUAACUACUUUUUGAGCUCUGUUACUUUCUAUAUAUAAAAAGAAAAGGCUAGAUGGUUUUACUGGGGAAAAGACGGCACACGUUAUUUUCUUUAGGACUUUUAAACUACAGUUUGAGGUCUCGAGCAUGUUGUAUUUAUAAAGGCUAUAUGUCGUGCCUGUUUUUAUUAUUAUUAUUAUUUACUUCUUUUUUUCUUCUUUUAAAUUUAAAAAAAAAAAAAAAUCCUAUAUGCUUUUUAUUUGACUCCGUUGCUUUGCAUUCUGACUUUUCGUGAAGCCGUGUCACGCGUCUGUUUUCACUCUAAUGUAAAAUAUCGGAUAUCACAAUAAAUUUUCAAUGGCAUUAAGUUUGUG
Molecule: messenger RNA, 5046 nt
Organism: Pseudoliparis swirei
Lineage: Eukaryota; Metazoa; Chordata; Actinopteri; Perciformes; Liparidae
Gene: ypel1
Product: yippee-like 1
Exons: 4
Coding region: 166-843 (225 amino acids)
Source: RefSeq, a predicted model, not a curated record